Messenger RNA from Artibeus jamaicensis (Jamaican fruit-eating bat), 16475 nucleotides. It is a transcript of the gene TRIM26, whose product is annotated as tripartite motif containing 26. The record is from RefSeq and is a predicted model, not a curated record. NCBI's taxonomy places the organism in Eukaryota, Metazoa, Chordata, Mammalia, Chiroptera, Phyllostomidae. Gene Ontology annotation, molecular function: zinc ion binding; protein binding.
GUGGAAGCCGGGUAUUACCGGGUGGCUGCGGGAGCGCUUAGCCGUACCUGCAGAAGACCGGAGGCCAGAGGUAGGUGGUCGAGCUCCAGUUGAUUGCUCCGCGGGCUGGAGCAAGUGGUGCCCAAUAUGGGGGCCCGAUAGCCGCCAGAACAAAGCGCUGUCCCCGCCAGUGACUUCCCCGCGCGGAUCGCCGCGACUACUCGACCGCGAGACAGAUCCAGGAGCCCCUCCCCUUGGCGGCGAACUGGGCCAGGUAAGGCCCAAUCAUGGGACAAGCAUAUUCACAAAAUAUUUUUAUAAGUCAAUUAAAGCAAACUCUCAAGGUGCGAGGAACUCGAGUUAAGAAAAAGGAUUUAGUUUUAUUUUUUGACUUUAUAUUCAAAAUAUGCCCCUGGUCCCCAAGAGGGGACGAUUGACCCGCAGUGUUGGAACCGGGUGGGAGAUUGCCUUAAUGACUAUUAUCGAGUCUCUGGCCCCAAGACCGUCCCUAUCACCGCCUUCAGUUUUUUUAAUCUUAUUAAAGAAAUCUUAGUCACUCAUGGGCAUUCUCCAGAUGUCCAGAGCCUCUGUAAAGAGGGACAAGAAGUUCUAAAAAAUCAAUCCGGUCCCCCUCGAGGGCCCCCUUCAGCCCAAAAUCUCUGUAAAGAGGGACAAGAAAUUUCAAAAAAUCAAUCUCGGCCCCCUUCGAGGGCCCCCUCAAUUUCUAUUAACAUAGAGGAAGAGAUUAAAAAACCCCUUAACCCUUCCCGUAAUUCCUCAAAUAACCAUGUCGACCAAUUAAACCCAGCAGAAGAGGCCGAACUCGAAAAAGAGGCAGCUUCUUACAAUAACCUUGACUGGCCUCCUCUCUCUUCUGCCCCUUACUUAAAGAUCUCCCAGCUUUUCGGCCGCCCCCCUAUGCACCCUCAAACCUAUUGCCCGCGGCCACCCAUAUUCUGGCCCCCAUUCUAAACAACCCCGAGCCACCAACAACCCACCAAAAACCCCUUCUCCAAAAAACCUCCAUUCAAGAAGCCUUAAUUCUCAUUCGAGAAAACAAGGCCGUGGCUAAAGAAUUCACUGAUUUGACCGUAUCCACCCCCACUGAAUUACUCGCUUUCCCCAUCACCAGAAGUCAAAGUCAGGCCAAUGGCCCCUCAAACAGCCAAGCCGAUGUGCCCUCAAGUAGCCGAGCCCGUGAGACCGAUGGCUCCCAACACCCUCUCCCAAGUAGUGAGGAUGAACGAGAUUCUAAUGGCUCUAGCUCUGAUGAGGAAGAGGCUUCUGCCUCCGAUCCCUCAUACUCCCACUCCUAUAAGCGGCUCAGUUUAAAAACCUUAGAAAAAAUCAAAACGGCCGUAGCCAACUAUGGUCCCACUGCCCCCUUCACAAUGGCCUUAAUUGAAAACCUUAGUGAACGGUGGCUUACACCCAAUGACUGGUUUUUUGUAGCCAGAGCUGCCCUAAGCGGAGGCGAUUUCAUACUUUGGAAAAGCGAUUACGAAGAGACCUCCAAACAAUUCGCUGAACGUAACGCCCGUAAAACCUCUUCCAAAAGGUGGACAUUAAAGAAAUUCCUAGGCACUAGCCCAUAUCAACACAAUGAAAAACAGGCUCAAUAUCCCCCCGGACUUUUAACACAAAUCCAGUCCGCCGGGUUGAAAGCCUGGAAGCGCCUCCCCCAAAAAGGGGCCGCUACCACUUCCCUAGCAAAAAUUAGACAAGGUCCUGAUGAACCCUACAGUGACUUUAUUAGCCGCCUACAAGAGCUAGCAGAGCGCCUAUUCGGCACAGGAGAAAGUGAAAGUGCUUUUGUAAAACAUCUCGCCUUUGAAAAUGCCAACCCUGCUUGCCAAGAUGCCAUCCGGCCUUAUCACCAGGGGGAGCUCUGCGAUUAUGUUCGCCUUUGCUCAGGCAUCGGCUCUGCUCAUGCCCUCGGGCUUGCCAUUGGGGCUGCCCUUCAAAAUUAUACUCCCCAGACACCCCGCAGCCCACUCUGCUAUACAUGCAAGCAACCUGGACAUUUUUCCAAAACCUGUCCCUUACGUACUCAAGCUCCAUCUACUCCUAAUACCCCUCAAACCACUGCCGCCCCCACCGCUCCUACCCCAAGCCUUCCACCCUCAAAGUGCCCUCGAUGUAAAAAAGGCUUUCACUGGGCCUCUGAAUGCCGCUCCAAAAUAGAACAUCUCAUAGACAGCCAAUAUCCAAAACUUGCCUACCACCCACUAGCUCUCCCCAAACUGCGGGGAGUAGACCUAGAUACCAGACUACUGACAUUUUAAUAGCCACACAUCAAGCUCUUAACAUAUCUAACCCUCACCUAGCCGAGGAUUGCUGGUUAUGUAUGAGCCUAGGCACCCCCAUGCCUUUAGCUAUUCCUGUCAAUAUAUCCACCCUUAAUAAAUCACAGCUACAAUGUAACCCUAGUUUACCUUUUAGAGUCCAGCCUACAAUAUUCCCACCCUCCCCGUGCUUACAAGGCAUAGCUCAAAAUAAUAACUUCGACAUUCCUGUCGGCUUUAUAGAAUUUACUAGUUGUAGAAGCAUAACCAAUUAUAGUAACCCCCUUUGCCCAGGUCAUGGACAAAUAUUCGUUUGUGGAAACAACCUGGCUUUUUCAGCCUUGCCCGCUAACUGGACCGGGCUAUGUGUCUUGGCUACCUUACUACCAGAUAUAGAUGUUCUCCCCGGAGACGAGCCUGUCCCCAUUCCCAGCUUAGACCAUAUUGCGGGGCAACAAAAAAGAGCAUUAACAUUCGUACCCUUAUUAGUUGGAUUAGGCGUCUCUGGAGCAGUUGCCACAGGGACUGCAGGAUUGGGAGUCGCAGUCCAUUCAUACACAAAGCUCUCUAAACAACUAAUUGAUGAUGUCCAGGCUCUGUCCAGUACCAUUAGUGACAUCCAAGACCAAGUAGACUCCCUAGCAGAAGUUGUCCUUCAAAACAGACGAGGUCUAGAUUUAUUUACUGCAGAACAGGGAGGUAUCUGUUUGGCUUUACAGGAACACUGCUGCUUCUAUGCCAAUAAAUCAGGCAUCGUCCGAGACAAGAUAAAACAGUUACAAGAAGACUUAGAAAAAAGAAGAAAAGAACUUUCCGAACACCCCCUUUGGGGUGGACUCAACGGAAUUCUCCCCUAUCUCCUUCCCAUCUUAGGACCUUUAGUUUUUAUCACCCUCAUCCUCUCCUUUGCCCCCUGGAUUCUUAGACGUGUAACCAACUUAGUCAAAGACCAACUUAACAGUGUACUAGGAAGACCUAUUCAGGUGCACUAUCAACAAUUAGAAAUGCUAGAACAUGGAGCAGACUCUGAGCCACAUGGAGCGGACUCUGAGCCGUACAGCCACUGGGAUGCUAGCCCACGAUUCCUGCCAGGUUCCCCUCCUGCAGGAGCAGCAUAACCCUCGAAGAUAUGCUUCACAGCCAAGUAGCUGUGAUAGACACCGCUGGGUGCAAGGCAAAGCACUGCAAGGAGAGGACUGCACAUACGGCCACUUCGAGUCUCCUGAGAGUACCAAGUGGAGGAGCAGGAAGCUUGUAGAAUCUCGGGGGUGCUAACACAACAUCCAGACCCCAGGCUGCCAUACUCCUGCGAAUAGGGUGAGGUCCAAAUCUUUCCUGCCUAAAGAGGGACUGUGAGAGUUACACCCUGGACAAGAGAGUUAAGACUAUAGGGCCGGGGUAAAGACCAGGGUGUAAAACAUGGCCAUGGGUUUCUUCUGAUUACCUCACCCUCUUUACCAUCAUACAGUAAGCACUGAGUAUUCACUUCAAAUUCCUCUGCCCCUGUGGGGGAGGAGUGGAAGCCAGGUGGGGUUUAGGUGAGCCCAUCCAGUUACAAAGAGACCCCCCCCAGCCCCAAUAUGUGCAAUUUACCUCCUUAACCCCACGUAGGAGAGUGACAUCAGCCAGAAGGUGGAUCUCCCCUCCAAUAACCUAGAGGCUGGGAACUGGCAGAGCGGACAACCUUCACCUCCUCUUCCCCCAGCUCAGCGAAGAGGGUAAACACUGAGAGCCCUGCCAGCCUGGGGAGAUGCGGGUAUUUUAAUGCGGCGGUGCCUGGAACACAGCAACGGCUGCCAAGGGGAUUGUAUGCCACCUGACUGCAUGCAGUGGCUGCAAGCAAAGAAGGAAGAGAACGCAGGUUGGCCAGCCGUGGAACUUCUGUAUGGUUACUUUUAUUCCAGGGGCUUUGGGGAUGCAGGAGCCUCCGGAAACCUUCCCUAGAACCCUGGGAACCAGAGUCCCGGCCUGCUUUGCAGGUUCGGCGAUCUCUGAAUGCCGAGCUGAGAAGGCAUCUCUCCCACUAAGCCAUACUCAGGCCCCUAAGUUGUUGGAACCUCAGUUUUCCUUCUUUCCAAUGGGGACAUUAAUGUGGGCCUGGUUUAAGGAUUGUUUACGUAAAGCCCCUUACUCAUCGUAGGUGCUUCAGAAAUGAUGAUUUUUGCAAAUAGUCCACUGAGAAUAUUUGCUUGCUAAGAUCCUGCUUACACUGGGAAGCAAAUUUAGGCCAUGUAGGGGCAGGGAGUCCUAUUUUAUGGAGCAUCUGGGGGGCACCACUUAGCCACAAAGCGUAGUCCAUCGACCCUGAUGGGGGGGGCGGUGUGGAGAAUUGGGAGGUGCAGGGUCACGGCCAGAGGAAAGGAGGCUCUGGUAUCCCAGAGUCCCACAAAAGGGCUCAUUAGGCCUCAAAACUUGACUUUUCUACGUGGUAACAUUGUGGCUCGCGACUGUGGCUCGGACUGGGAUUCCGGCUGUGAGAAAGCCUGAUUUCGGUUUCCUUUUCUCGAGCUUGCUGUCCCACCCCUGGCAAUGGCCGAGAGACUUGCUGAAUGAUCAGUAACGUAGAAGAGUCUGAGGUUCCCAUUGGCAGGCGGAGUUCAGCAGGGGCCAAUCCAGGCGCUGGUCCGGCAGAAAUCUCUGGAAGGCUCAGAAGAACUGGAAGGUUACUGGGAGGUUACCCUCACAACUCGGGUCCAACCACCUUGGGAGACAAUGUAGGCCAGCCUUGGACUCGCCGCACGGAGCUCUGCACCGAUGACAGAUGAACCAAGCUGGCUGUGCAAAGAGGAUAUUUAUUGGUUCAUGUGACAGAAAAGUUCAACGGUAGGGUAGCUUCAGGCACAGCUUAAUACAUGAUGGACCUGGUAUCUUUCACUUCACCCCUGGGUUGGCCUCAUUCUCAAACAGGCUAACCCUCUGGUUAAUAAAAUUGCUCUAGCAGCUGCUAACCAUAUGACAUCAGCUCUUGCAUGCUCUUGAGAAAGCAAAAGAAUCUUUUUUCCCCCUGUAGCUCAACUAGGUCCCCUUGUGACUGGCUGUAAUGAGUCAUGUUCUCAUCCCUGAAGCAAGCACUGUAGCUCGGGGGGCUUAAGACUAUUUCUCUUGCUCCACUCUUGAACUGAGGAAGAGCUUUGCCUACAGCAUAUGAUCCCAAGAAAGGGAUUGGAAGAAUGGAGGCCGGCUGGACCCCUCUUCCCAAAAAAUAAACAUUUACAGCACUUCCUAGUUGGAUCAAGCAGCACCGGCUUAUAGGAUUCCAUUGCCUAUUACUGGGCCUUUCUUGUGUGAUUUCUUUCUCUUUCCUUUUUUUUUUUUUCUUUAAGUGUUACACAUAUACACAGUGGGAUUCUAUUUCCCAUUGCACUAGAUUGGCAGAAACGUAAAAGAUGACAAUAUCAGAUGUGGGUAUGGCUGUGGAGCAGUGUGAGUGCUCCUUGCCUGCUGGUGGGAAUGUGCACUGGUACAGACAGUUUGGAAACAGCUCAUCCUGAGCUAGUCAAGGCUGCAUAUACUUGCCUGUGUGUACUAGGCAGAAAUGAGCAGUGUUUGUAAUUGUCCCAAACUGGAAGCAACCCAAAUGGCCAUCAGAAAUAGAUUAUGCCAGAAGUAGAAUUCUAUAGUCAUAAAGCAAUGAAAAUGAACAAAAGCAACUCACAAAGGUUUGUGACUGAACCUCACAAACAUGAUGUUGUUAGUCCCCCUCCAAAAAUGCAAUGUUUUUUUGUUAAGAUUUUUAUUUUAUUUAUUUUUAGAGAGGGGAGGAGAGGGAGAAAAGUCGGGAGAGAACCAUUGAUGUGCAAGAGAAAUGUGAUCAGUUACCUCUCACACCCCCAACCGGGGCCUGGCCUUGCAACUUGGACUGGAAAUUGAACUGGUAACCUUAUGGUCUACGGGACAAUGCCCAACCCCCUGAAUCACACCAGUCAGGACUUAAGUUGCAAUGUGAUUCCAUUCUGAAGCUUAAAAUGAGGCAGGUGAACUCUUUGCAUACGUAGGUAUAAAACUGAAGGAGAGGGAAGAGUGAUUAUCACACUACUCUGGUAUAUAUCACAGCAGCCAUUUCCUCCUCCCCUGCUUUCUUUCUGUUCCUGGAGCCAAACCUUGGGUUCUGUCACUGGUGGUGACUGCUCUUGCUGCUGUGGGGAGUAUGAAGAAAUGAAGAAAUCACCUCUCUAGUUGGUUACCACCUUGCCAGAGAGAAAGGACACAUGGCUGAGACUAUUUGCACAGCUUCUCGGACACUAGGGAACCAUUUUGUUGGUCAUCUGUGCCUGGGCUUCACCCACUUUCCCCACAUCCUCAGCCCAUUCCUUUCUGUAGCACUGCACUAGAUUCUGGGUAAGGCAGACAUAGUCUCUGUGGCUUGGGAAAAGCUGGCAUUAAAUGAGUUAAGGCUUGAUGCAGAGAAGUACACUGUGCAGUAUGGAGUGCUCUCUGGCUGUAAAAGAAAGAUUUGUCAGAGGAGGUAGCUUUCAGCUGAGACUUCAAGCUGGAAAAGGGGUUUGCUAAGCAGAAAAGGAACAGUGCUCUCUACAGAGGUUAUAGCAUUUGUGAAGGGCUCAGGAAGGAAAGAGUGUGGUGCAUUUUGAGGCUUGGAGUUGGGUUUGGUUUUCCUGUGGGGUGGAGUUUGAGGUGGGAAGUAGCAGAAAAUGUGCCUGGGACAAAGGCUAGGCCUUGAGGAUCUGGGGCCUCACAAGGCUUGAGAAGGAGAUUUGACUAUAUCCUUGGAGUAAUGGUGUGCCAUUGAGGGAUUUUAAGCAGGGUGGUUACCUGAGCAUACUUGCAUUUUUUUAAAAAGAUUUUAUUUAUUUAUCUUUCAAGGGGAAGGGAAGGAGAGAAAUAUCAAUGUAUGGUUGGCUCUCGUGCAUCCCCUGCUGGGAACUGGCCUGCAAGCCAGGCAUGUGCCCUGCCUGGGAAUCAAACUGUGAUCCUUUGGUUCUCACGCCUGUGCUCACUCCACUGAACUACACUAGCCAGGAUGCAUACUUGCAUUUUAACACAUGGAAGGGUCUGUUUGAAGGACCAAAGGAAGGCACUAAGCAAUGGAGAGAGGAGGUUUAAGUAGAUUGGAGACUCUUGAAGGUAGCAUAAUUCCUACAAUUAGCUCUGGUUUCAGCUUCUAAAGAAAAGUUUACUCAAUUAUGUCCCUAAAUUUAAGCUCUAGGAGGAUGGGGACUUUUCCAUAUUUUUUUCCCUGCUGUAUUUUCAGUGCCUGGCACAUAGUAGGCACCCAGUACGUACCUAGUAACCUGUUGGGUGAGUUAUGCCACCCUUCUACCUCAGACCCUCAGUGGCAUCUUUUUUUUCCCUCUUUUUUAUUUUAUUUUGUUAACAUAAUUAGAAAUUUUUUCUCUAUUUUUUAAAAAUAUAUUUUAUUAAUUAUGCCAUUACAGUUGUUCUAUUUCACCCCUCAUUCCUCUCUACCCUGCAUACCCCUCCCCCACCACUCCCCCCCUUUAGUUUAUGACCACGUGUCUCAAGUUCUUUAGAUUCUAUAUUUCCCAUACUAUUCUUGCCCUCCCCCUUAUUUAUUUUCUACCUACCAUCUAUGCUACUUACUCUCUGUACCUUCUCCCCCCUUCUCCUCCUCCCACUCCCCUGUGGAUAACCCUCCAUGUGAUCUUCAUUUCUAUGGUUCUGCUCCUGAUCUAGCUGUCCUCUUAGUUUGCUUUUGUUUUAGGUGUGGUUCUUAAUAACUGUGAGUUUGCUGUCCUUUCACUGUUCAUCUUUUUUAUCUUCUUUUUCCUAGAUAAGUCCCUUUAACCUUUCAUAUAAUAAGGGCUUGGUGAUGAUGAACUCCUUGAAUUUGAUCUUAUCUGAGAAGCACUUUAUCUGCCCUUCCAUUCUAAAUGAAAGUUUUGCUGGAUAGAUGAUCUUGGUUGUAGGUCUUUAGAUUUCAUGACUUGGAGUACCUCUUUCCAGCCCCUUCUUGCCUGUAAGGUCUCUUUUGAGAAAUCCGCUGACAGUCUGAUGGGGACUCCUUUGUAGGUGACUGUCCCCUUAGCUCUUGCUGCUUCUAGGAUUCUCUCCUUCAUUUUAACCUCGGCUAAUAUAAUGAUGAUGUGCCUUGGUGGUUCCUUCUUGGGUCCAACUUCUUUGGAUCUCUCUGAGCUUCCUGGAUUUCCUGGAAGUCUAUUUCCUUUGCCAGAUUGGGGUAUUUCUCCUUUAUUAUUUGUUCAAAUAAGUUUUCCACUGGUGGCUGUUCCUUUCCCCCUUCUGGUACUCUUAUAAUUCGGAAGUUGGAACGUUUAAAGAUAUCCUGAAGGUUCUUAAGCCUCUCCUCAUUUUUUUGAAUUCUUGUUUCUUCAUCCUUUUCUGUUUGGUCAUUUUUUUCCUCCUUCUGGUCCACUCCCUUGAUUUGAGUCCCAGUUUCCUUUCCAUUACUAUUGGUUUCCUGUGUAUUUCCCUUCAUUUCAGUUAGUUUAGCCUUCAUAUGUUCCUCUAAUUUGUGACUAAAAUCAACCAGUUCUGUGAGCAUCCUGAUCACCAGUGUUUUGAACUGUGCUUCUGAAAGUUUGGUUAUUUCUUCAUUGCUUAGAUUUAUCGGCUCUGGGGCUCUGAGUUCUUGAGUCAUGUUUUGAUCUGCUCGUGCUUGUUACGUAUGAGGAGCAGAGCCUUAGUUGUUCACCAGGGUAGGGCCACCCAGGUCGCUGGUUUGUGAGGCUUUAUGUGGGGGCGGGGUCAGAGAGGGGCAAUGGAGGUUCCCUCUGCUGCUUCCCGUCGCUGGGGCCUGCACGGUCUGUCUCACUGCUCUCUCCUUCACCGGUUUAUCUGCGUGCAAAUGUGUGACUGUGAUCAGUCCUCAGUGGAUUCGCCUGCUUCUCCACACCUGGGAUCCGCCCAUGGCUGCUGGCACACCUGGGUCUCGUGCCCAGUGGGUCCGGUGGAUCUUUCCUGCCUGACCCUGCUCUGCUGCUGGCUCUGCCCCUCUUACUGGUUUGGCUGAAGGUUUCGUUGUUGUCAGACUUCCGUGUAGUUCAAUUUCCUGUCGUUUGGCUGCAUUUUUGUUGCUAAAACUUUGUUGUUUUUAAACUUAGUUGUGCGAGAAGGUGAAGUGCUUCUACCUACACCUCUAUCUUGGCAGAAGUCCUCCCUCAGUGGCAUCUUAAAACCAUGUCCCAUCUACCUCCGUUCCCUGGUGACUGUUGCCUCUACACACCUCUUUGAGCCUGGUGGGGAUUGCCAUUGGGCAAAGUAUGCCUCAGCCUGCUCUAUGCUUCAGAGUACCAAUUGUGCUCAGCCCUGUGGGGAAGAGUAACCAACCACGUGUGAUCUCAGCAAUGCACUGUUCAUAAAACUGGCAUCUCCUUAGAUGACCUCAUGCCCAGCCCACAGCCACAGCCAUGGUUUAAAGCCUGGGGAGUCCAGGCCUUUGGUGUUGACAGGAGGGGUGUGCCUGCCUCCUGCAGUGUCCAGAUCCAGAUCGUUUUUUGGUUGUCUCGAAUUCUGUCCUCUGCAGGUUUGUUAGAUGUAUUUCACAGAAGUUCACUUUUAGGGGAAUUUGUUUAGGUUAAGAAAUGGAGCUUAACUGGGGGCUCUGAGAGAGCUUUUUAAAUGGGGUUUCUAUGGGCAUAGAGCUCUCAGCCUAGUGCUUUGGGAUUACAAGGAAUAAAGGGCUCUUGUUUGGAACCGCAGAAUGGGCUUGAGAAGCACCCUGGAGGCUGGGAUGCAAAUACAGGCCUUCCACUCAAUUCUGUGUGCCUUGGAGUCCAUGACUGGGAUCUAGUGUCUUCUAGGGUUCCUUUCUGUGGUGUGUAGGAGCCCAAGGCAUCAGGAGGCAGGGAGGAAGGUGUGGGAUGGCAGAGACCACAGACAGUUAAGGGAGAGUAUAGCAACUGCUAGGGCAGAAGUUGGCAGCUGUUAAGAAGUAAGGGACCACAGUUCUGAUUCUUUCCUUCUGGAAUUUGUCCUGGCAGGAGUGAGGUGUGAAGUGUAGUCGUCUACCCACAGGUGUGGGCUUUCCUGGCCAUGUUUCCCUCUGCUUGUUUGCAGCUCACAGUGGUUCUCAUAGCUGCAAAUUGUGCAUGGCACCCACAUCCUGAAAUGUGCUACAGGAAAUUACAGUGUCCCCUCAGCCAUUCUUUUGACAGGUCCCCAGGAGGUAUAUAUGAGAUCCAGGACUCCAGGGGAGAGGGGAACUCAGAAGGGUAGGGAGUGUCUCCAGUUCUGCCUGGUUCUGCCUAGUCGCAGCCAGCUUCUGGUUUAUUGAACGGAAUGGAAGACCUGCUGCCCUGGAGCCAGGAAUUUCAGAAUUCUCAUUUGGGUAAAAGGAGUGGAAUGGACGGCAUCCUCUCUGAGGCUUUUUUCCAGCUCUGGCUUUUGUGAUUUCUGUCUGCCCAAGAGCCAGGAGUGGAGAGAAUCAUAGUUUUACCCAUUAUUGUGGAAACUCAUUGAGAUAAUCCAAAUAUACUGAAGGCAUAAAUGAUGGGCACAAUCAUUGGGAAAUGUGCUUAGUUGGGGAAGUUUUUGUAGAGGGUCAGUUUUACAUUGGACCUGAAAGGACUGGGUAUGGGGUGAUGAACCUCUAUUCUGAUCUGCCAUGUCUGCUGCACUCUAAUCCUGUUUCCUAUCAUUUGAGAUGAAGUGCUUAGGUCAGUGUCAGCAGUAACAUGUGCCCCUUUACUGUUGUCAGCACUCUGCAGCUUACAGAGCCCUUCCAUAUAGGUGACAUCCAAGCUUCGACAGUUCACCUGGGUUAGGAGCAGAGUCCUGGAUGGCCAAGGCAUCAGCACCAGACACCGCUUCCUAGCCAUUUGCUCUUGAGCAAGUUUCUUAUCCCACGGAUCCUCAGCUUCCUUAGGAAGAGCAUCCUGAGCACUGAAUAACAUAAGAUGUAUAAAUAGCAGUAAGGUGGGUCCCAAAUAAAUGCUGUCUCGAAGAAGUUGUUAGUCACCUGGUUUUUGGGUUGCAGAGCCUAAACUUGAACCUGAAUUGCCCACCCAGAGAUUGAUACCUAGGUCUAAUAUAUUUUCAGCAAUGCACUAAGUCAUCUUUCAGUGUAUGCUAUAACAUGUUCAAGGUGGAAUCUGUAUAGCCCAGUGAUGGUCUUGAGCGUAAAAAUGGUAACACAUUUUGUUCAUCUUUUUUGUCUGGUUAUUGUAGACUCUUAGAUGGUGCUGUGCAGGUAGCUUUGUCUUCAGUUCUUCUGAAUCCAUUCAUGGCUUCACACAUAUGCCUUGAGCUUUUACAAGUUGUCAAGUACCAUGGUCUCUCUAUUAGUGAUUUUCAACAUCUUUGGUAGUUACAGACCCUUGAUAGAAAACUGUAGCCGCCCCCCCUCCUCUGAACCUUUUUCUAACUUGUUGUUUUUGUUAAACCAUAGAAGUUGUAGUCAUGCAGCCCUAAGUAUUGCAGCAUGCAUUGCCUAAACAUGAACAUUCUCAGUCUUAAUAAAUACUAUUUAAAUUAUUUAUGUAUUGGGUUUUCUUAAAUUUAGUUUUUUAAACAUAGCAUGAGAAAGGUGUUAAGACUGGUUUAAUAGCUCAAUUGAAUAAGUAUUCCAGAUUUUGGGGAAGGAUGUAGAGGGAAAUAUUCAGACCCUUCACCACAAUCUCCCCAACUUGAUCAUAGCAGGUUAAUGAUGUGUUUUGUGGAUGUGCUUAGUCAAUGAGACCAGCCUGAUGGAUCUUGCUUCCUUCACCAGGUCCCAUUGAAUUAUCUGGUCCCUUUGGCUAACGAACCAUUGGGUGAGGAGCAGCGAUAUCAUCAUGGUGAUGUUCUUCAAGCGAUUGACCAACCUAUCAGCUUGCAGAGCUGCCAUUUUAAAUAUAAACAAUAAUUUUAUAAUAUGAUAUAAUAUCUAGACCUUUGUCAAAUUUCCUUAAUUGUUCAAAAACUAUUUUUAUAGCUUAAAAAAAAAAGAGCCAAUCAGAGUUUUUGCAUUUGGCUGUUACAUUUCUUUAGUCUUUCUAAAUCAAUAAAAGUCCUUUGUUAUUUUUUAUGACAUUGACUUUUUUAAAAGACCAGGCCAGUUAUCUUGUGGGAUGUCCUGUUUUCUGCAUUUAUCUGAUUGUUUCUUCAUGGUGUGGUGUAGCUCAUUCCUCUUUUCCUCAUAUUUUCUGUAAACUGGAAGUUAGGUCCAACGGCUUGAUUUGAUGCAUUUAAGUCAAACAUUUGUGGCAGGACCACUUCAAAGGUGAUGUGUAAUUCAUAUGGUUCCAUAUCAGGGAAGCAUAUACUAGGUUGUCCCUCUAUCAGCAAUGCUGGGUUUGAUUGCUGGUUAUGGUGAUCACAGAUCUCUCCCUUAUCAAGGUACAUUAGAAAGUAACCCAAGGGGAGGUACUUUGGUUCCAUGGGACUAUCCUCAACACCUUCACCACAGGUUUUAGAAUUCAUUGAAAUUGUUUGUCUCAUAAUGAAAUUGCAAGAUAGUGUUUUUCUAAUCUAUUGUCCCCCACUGCACUUAUUUAUUAGUGUUCUUCUGUGAUCCCUACACAAUUUUAUUUUUUGAUUACAUGUGCAGUCAUACAGUUUCAGGUGUUUAAAGAUGCAUCAGAGCCCAGCAUGGCUCCUGGGUUUAGAAUUCCUGCUCUAAAAGAGGAAAGCACCUGACUGUCAGGUUUGUGUGGAUGGGAGCUAUGGAUGAGCUCUUCCUAGUCCUUUUGUCCCUCUGGGUAGUUGCAGAAGAAUGAAAUUUCCCAGCCCCCAAUGAUAGCUCAUGCCAUCCCCAACAACAGAGAAAACAACUUAAGCUUUUAACCUUCUAAGCCCUCAACACAGUUACUUGGUGAUGGACUCCAAAGCCUGAGGAGUCCCCUCUUUCCAGCCCUUUGUGUUUGUUACAGCUCAUUCCCUCAAUAGGCAAACCAGGGAGCUGGCCCAGGCAAUUCCUCAGAUUUUUACCAGCCUCAGUAUCCUUCUAAGUAUUUAUUACUUCAUAUGCCAGUUAAAUUACUCAACCUCCGACCUGUUCAUUUGAACUUUGUUUUCCACACUCAUUACAUCUUAAAAAUCACAGUUUUCUAACUCCAUCAGAGCAUCUAGUGGAGUUUAUUGUUGGCAGUAUGAUAGUCCCUUACAUUGGUGCAGUACUUUUACUUUAUAAUGCAUUUUUAAAAUAUAUUACUUUAUUAGAUCCUCAAGAAGUAGACAACAUUUCUGCUUUGUUUUUCCUUUGGGUCUUUAGAGCCUGGGGGUUAUUUUUAGCUUAUUCUUGUCACUACGGUGAAAGAGCAUGAAGGCCACUGAGCUCUGUUGCAAUGGAUAUUCACUGGACACAAUCCUUAAUAGCAUUGACUUCUUCUGGCUCCAGGUGCUUCGUUCCAGCCUUAAAGUGGUCCAUGUGCCCUGCUGUUGCCUGUCUUCCUGGCAACUACUCUGGUUGCCUUCAGGAUCCACAGCGGAGCAAAUUCUCCAUCCUGAUCUUUGAGGAGUGUGUGUGUCACCAUGGCUGAUCUCCUCGCUUCCUUUCUUGCUUCCACUUAACAUCUCCACUUUGCAUCAGGUGCUUUGAAUACUCCUGGAUUUGGAAACCGUGUGUUCUGGGUUCUUUCCUAGAUUUGUUUCUGUGUACUGUGCUUAUGCAUAGUACUUUCAACAUAAUUCUUUCACUCAACCCACUUAGAAAACCUUGAAGGUAAGUGUCACUUCCCCAUUUUAUGUAAGGCUUAGAGUAUUUAAAAGAGUUCUAUUGUCACAAAGAACCAGGACUGGGAGGCAGCUGCUGAGUCAGGAAGUGGGCCAGGGUGGCAAAGGUAGAGAGAUGCAUUAAAGUUCUCUCUGCUCAUUAUCUGUGCUCCCUCUGGGGGCCAAGCCUCAGGAACAUAUUGUAGUCACAGCCAGCUGAGUGUUCCUGCACAUUGGUUUCUUUGUAAGCGCAGCUGGGACAGUGCACCAUUGUUGAUAGCAGAGUGGCCAGGCCAGCUACAUGGCCAGCUUGUGCUAGGCCAGCCGGCUGCCCUGGAGCCAGGAGCUGUCCUGGGGACAGCUCUGUCUUGGUAGCUGUCCUGGGGACUUGAACCAAACCCAAAGCACAGCACAGGCCAAGAAAACAUCUAUGAAGUGAAAUACCAAAACUCGUACUGUGGGUGCUUCUUGAGUCUUGGUAAAGAACCUCAAUACUCUUAGUCUUUGAAACCUGGAGGAUUAAACAGAAGGAGUCUCCUUACUGGGGAUGUGAAUAGCUGUGCAGCCUGUGCCCUGCAUAUCUGAGAGCUUUGCUCCAUGGUUGACACUGUAGAUGUGUGUAUUUAUUAUCAUAGUUGGUACAUCAGUUGAUCGAAGGAAAAGCCCUUGAGGCAGGACUGCUUUCCCAACCCCACAGCCUGGGCUCAAGACAUCUUUCCCUGCCACUCUACCAAGCCACACACUCCACGCCCCAGUUUCCUCAUCUAUAAAAUGAGGGGGUUGGACUGUGUGGUCAGUAAGGUGCUUUUACUCUGCUAAUACGUGAGCCUUGUAAGAGCUGGUCAGUGUUUGCUGAUUGCUGGGCCACAGUGCUCUGUGUGAGGUUGCCACCUCUGCGCUCUGCUGUGCCUGUUCUUGACUCCCAUGUCUGGUCUCCAAAAAGCAUAAGCCAUCACCAGUGAAUAGAAACCCAUCUGAGCUAAGGACACCAUGGCCAUAUCAGCAUCACUGUAAAAUCUGGAGGAGGAGGUGAUCUGCUUCAUCUGCCUUGAUUACCUGUGGGACCCUGUGACCAUCGACUGUGGCCAUGUCUUCUGCCACAGCUGCACCACUGACAUCCACCCUAUUUCAGGGGGGCGGCCUAUCUGCCCCCUCUGCAAGAAGCCUUUUAAGAAGGAGAACAUCCGCCCUGUGUGGCAGCUGGCCAGCCUGGUAGAGAACAUCGAGCAGCUGAAGGUGGACAAAGACAGGCAGUGGGCAGAUGCAACCCAGGAGCAGCAGGACGUGAAGCUGUGUGAGUGGCACUGGGAGAAGCUGCACUAUUUUUGUGAAUUGCUGCUGUGUGUGCUAUGCAGGGAGUCCCAGGAACAUCAGCCCCACAAAGCUAUUCUGCUGGAGAAGGCUGCCCAGCCCCACAGGGAACAAAUUCUGAACUACCUGAGCACUCUAAGGAGAGACAGAGACAGAAUUCAGGGCUGUCAGACGAAGGGAGAAGCUGACUUCCUGUCUGCACUGAAGCAGCUCCAGGAGCAGAGACAGCACAUCAUGGCUGAGUUUGAGCAGGGCUACCAGUUCCUGAAGGAGUGGGAGCAGCAUCCGCUAGGCCAACUGGUGAGGCUGGAACAGGAACUCACAGAGGGCCAGGAGAAGCACAACAGCAGGGGCAUCUUGGAGCUUUCUCGGCUGGCAGGGCUCAUCUCUGAGCUGGAGGGCAAGGUGCAGCAGCCAGCAGCAGAGCUCAUGAAGGACACCAGAGACUUCUUGAACAGAUAUUCACAGAAGUAGUUCUGGCUUGGGGAACCCAUUGCUUGAGUGGUUAAAAAAAGGACAGGAGAAUUCUCAGAGAAACUCCUGUGUCUGCAGCGAAGCCUGAGAGAAUUUCAGGGGAAGCUGCUGAGAGACUUGGAAUAUAGAACAGUGAGUGUAACCCUGGACCCACAGUCGGCUAGUGGGUACCUGCAGCUGUCAGAGGAUUGGGAGUGUGUGACCUACAACAGUGGCUCGUACCAGAGUGCUUACCUGCACCCCCAGCAGUUUGACUGCAAGGUCUACUGGGAAGUGGAGGUGGACAGGGAGAGGUGGUCAGAGGAUGAUUGGGAAGAGGAGGAAGAGGAAGAGGACGCUGUCUAUGGGGAUGGAUAUGAUGAUUGGGAAAGGGAUGAAGAUGAGGAGUCCUCCUUGGAGGAUGAAGAGGAAGAAGAGGAGGAAGUUCUGGAAAGCUGCAUGGUGGGUGUGGCUAGCGACUCAAUGAAGAAGAAGGGAGAGCUCUCCAAUGGGGUAUGGGCCCUACGCCUCUCCUCUGUGGGCAUCUGGGCCAAUACCAACACUGAGGCUGAGCUCUUCCUGUCAGUGCAGCCCCAGAGAGUGGGCAUUGCCCUGGAUUAUGAAGGGGGCACCGUGACUUUCACCAAUGCAGAGUUGCAAGAACUUAUCUACACCUUUACUACCACAUUCACCCAGCGCCUGGUCCCCUUCCUGUGGCCGAAGUGGCCUGGAACACGUCUCCUGUUGAGACCCCGAGUGCCCUGCCUGAUGCUUCUCUCUGGCCCCCACUGCUUUUGGAAUUCCAGGACUGAAGGGGGAAGGAGGUGCCUGAAUCAAGGAAGAGAAGGCACCCUGAGUCCUCUGCUGGUCCCUUCCCAGUGA